AUGCAUUCUGCAAGCCAAAGCACAGAGAGCUCAGCGGCUCAGCUGUGUGGGGCAGACACCCAUCUUCCCUCAAACAACUUCUCCGUCCUCUCCUACAACAAAGCCCGUGAUGGAGUCCUCAUCCCAACAACGAGGGCAUCCCACACGUAUUCUAUUGCGGAUGGGGCAGGCUGCAAGCGCAGAGGCCGAGAAAACGAGGCGUAUGAUGCGCAGGGCGGUGCAGAGGGCGGUGGGUCUUCACAGCCGAGGAAGCGGGCCCGGGCCAAGAAUUACAUCGAUGGCACGCCAAAUUCUCAACUGCCCGUGAAGUACGAUGCCAUCACACCGGCCGAUGUUAUGCUGGACUCCGCCGGUGGAUGGGCUGGUGACGGGGCCAAACCUGCUGGAGUCCAUCAUGUCUCCGGGUCGUCGUCAUCUUCAGAUAUAGAAAUGCUGUCAAGCGAGGCUGUGGUUGAGCAAUAUUCCGGGUUCUUGCAAGGCACACAGUAUCGAGACUUCGCUUACGAGUACACCAACCCACAAAUCGGCACACCUUUACCAGGUCAUCAACCUUUGGCAGAAGCGGCCGCCACCACAAUGCAUGCAGGCUCGCCGCAGUCGAUGUGCAAUCACAGCCUGCUUCUCUCUCAAGUAGGCACGCCGCUGCCACUGCCGCCGCCAACAACAGUCCAGCAGAUACGCUUCAGUUGCCCAGCGCCGUCUCCCUUCCGAUAUCCGUGGGAUACGGGUAUCCCGACCCCCAGAUUCGGAGACGACAGGCGCCUCCUGAACAGAGUUAAUUGCUUCGACACUCCACCGGGGACGCCACUUCAGGACAUAGCUGCAGCUGCUAGCCACGGAGAACGGGCGUGGGACAAAAUGGUUGGUUGCAAGUGUGACAUGUACGACGAGGACUGUGCGAUGGUCGAUGGUCUCUUUGAUACCGAGCAUGACUGUGAGAUGGCCUGUCAAGAAGAGGUGGACCUACGAGACGUUGAUAUCAACAUGGAUGGGGGUGAUAAAGACAUUGAUAUGCUCUUGUAG
Molecule: messenger RNA, 1023 nt
Organism: Cryphonectria parasitica EP155
Lineage: Eukaryota; Fungi; Ascomycota; Sordariomycetes; Diaporthales; Cryphonectriaceae
Exons: 2
Coding region: 1-1023 (340 amino acids)
Source: RefSeq, a predicted model, not a curated record